AUGGCUGAGUCCGGCUCCCUGCCAGAGGGACCCGGGCUGAUGCUGGCCAGGGAGAAAUGUCCGGCUUGGACAUUGAGAGGCUGGGGAGGCUGGGGCUGCGGUGGCUCGGGCCGGGGGGUGCUAAGUGGCUCCCUGGGCUCCCGGCUGUUGCGAGGUGCGGGUGGGUGUCGCGGGCGGUUCGGGGCAUGGGGUGCCCGUGAGGCUAGCGCAGCCAUGGUGGCAGGGGAGAGCAUGGCUCAGCGGAUGGUUUGGGUGGACCUGGAGAUGACAGGAUUGGACAUUGAGAAGGACCAGAUUAUUGAGAUGGCCUGUCUGAUAACUGACUCUGAUCUCAACAUUUUGGCUGAAGGUCCUAACCUGAUUAUAAAACAGCCAGAGGAGUUACUGGACAGCAUGUCAGAUUGGUGUAAAGAGCAUCACGGGAAGUCUGGUCUAACCAAGGCAGUGAAGGAGAGUACAAUGACAUGGCAGCAGGCUGAGUAUGAAUUUCUGUCCUUUGUACGACAGCAGACUCCUCCAGGGCUCUGUCCCCUUUCAGGAAAUUCAGUUCAUGCAGAUAAGAAGUUUCUUGACAAAUACGUGCCCCAGUUAAUGAAACAUCUUCAUUAUAGAAUAAUUUAUGUGAGCACUGUUAAAGAACUGUGCAGACGCUGGUAUCCAGAAGAAUAUGAAUUUGCACCAAAGAAGGCUGCUUCUCCCAGGGUGCUGGAUGACAUUAGUGAAAGCAUCAAAGAGCUUCAGUUUUACCAAAAUAACAUCUUCAAGAAGAAAACAGAUGAGAAGAAGAGGAAAAUCAUAGAAAAUGGGGAAAAUGAGAAGACCGUGAGUUGAUGCCCGUUC
Molecule: messenger RNA, 840 nt
Organism: Suricata suricatta (meerkat)
Lineage: Eukaryota; Metazoa; Chordata; Mammalia; Carnivora; Herpestidae
Product: oligoribonuclease, mitochondrial-like
Exons: 2
Coding region: 1-831 (276 amino acids)
Cellular component (GO): mitochondrion
Molecular function (GO): 3'-5'-RNA exonuclease activity; nucleic acid binding
Source: RefSeq, a predicted model, not a curated record